UUUACCCACCACGCAUUUGCUAGGUUAUACCUAAAGGCUUGCCUCAAGGGGAGAAGACGAUUCGUGCAAUGGAAGCUAGGAGAACUCAGUGAUCUUCUGUUCCUGCGAGGCACAUCCUUUCCUCAACGAACGACACGGACCUCCGUGGGAGCGCCCCACCAAACGCUGAUACCCUCACGAUCCUUCUUGCCCUCUUCCUAUCCAGCUACCUGCCCCUGCAGGGACCACCGACGACUGUGUGUCUUGGCCUUGGGUCUGGCCUCCGCAGGUCGCUGACCAUCAUCCCAUGCGACUCCCCCACUCCGCGCCAACCACUUGAUACCUCGUCACGAUGUCUUCGAAGCACGCUGCACUAUAAAACGGGGCUCGGGCGGAUUCUCGCGCUCUUUCACCGGCUCCUCUCACAGGUCUUCCAACCUCUCCACCAGCUCCCGGUACACGAUGAGGCUUGCUCAGCGUCUCGCAAUAUCGAGCACCCUUGCCGGGCUCUCUGCCGCGGUGAUCUUGCAGGAUUCUUCUCAGCUGAAGGAUUCCUAUGACUUCAUUAUCGUAGGAGCUGGACCUGGAGGCGCGACCACCGCGAACCGCCUCUCCGAAAGCUCAGACGUGAAGGUGCUCCUCCUCGAGGCUGGCGGCGCCAACGACGGCGAGCUUGCCAUCGACGUCCCCCAGCUCUGCGUCACGCUCACCCCGAACACUGCGUGGGACUGGAACUUCACGACCGUCCCGCAGGAGGGUCUCAAUGGCCGCACGCCGCCCUUCCCGCGCGGCAUUGGCUUGGGUGGGACGAGCGCCGUCAACUGCCUCGUUUACACCCGCGGCACCAAGUCCGACAUCGACACCUGGGCGACGCUCUCCGGUGACGACUCGUGGGGCUGGGACGGCCUGCUGCCGUACUUCAAGAAGAGCGAGAAGUUCAACCUCCCCGUCGAUGGGCACAACGUGACUGGCCAGUACACGCCCGAAGUGCAUGGCUUUGACGGCAUCAUUGGCGUCAGUGUGCCCGGUGCGGCGCGGGCCAUCGACGACCGUGUCAUUGCGGUGACGGAGGAGCUGCCCGAGCAGUUCCCUUACCAGCAGGACAUGAAUUCGGGCGAGCACCUCGGUAUCGGAUGGACGCAGGCUCUGAUCGACAGCGGCGUGCGCUCGAGCGCGAAGGCCUACCUCGCGCCUGACUACCUGUCGCGCGAGAAUCUGGAUGUACUGCUGUACGCGCGUGUCUCUCGCGUCGUCGGUACGGAAGACGACGCUCUGACGCUGCGCAGCGUCGAGUUCCAGGAUGGCCCUGAUGGCGAGCUGAGGAACCUGACUGCGGGCAAAGAGGUCAUCCUCUCCGCAGGUUCUGUGCACACACCCGUCAUCCUCAUGCACUCUGGGAUCGGCGAUGCUGAGGUCCUCGAGCCCCUGCAGAUUCCUGUCCUCGUCGACAACCCGUCUGUUGGGCAGAACCUGACCGACCAUGUUGGGUGCAGUAUCACAUACGAGGUCAACUCGACCAAGACCCUCGACAACAUCUGGCGCGACGACUCGCUCAUGGACUCCCUCCUCGACGAGUGGAAGGCCAACAAGACUGGCAUCCUCGUCGACACCUCCGAGAACCACAUCGCCUGGCUGCGCAUCCCCGACGACAACGCCAUCUGGGCGAACGCCACGGACCCCGCCAGCGGCCCCACGACCGCGCACAUCGAGUUCCUCUUCCAGAACGGCGUGUACCCCACCAAGGACUCCGGCAACUACUUCAACCUCCCCGUCGGCGCCGUCUCCCCCGCCUCGCGCGGCUUCAUCACGAUCAACUCGUCCGACCCCUUCGCCGCGCCGCUCAUCGACCCAAGACUGCUCUCCGAGCCGAUCGACCUGCUCAUGGUGCGCGAGGGCAUCAAGGUCGGGCAGCAGUUUGUGCAGGCGCGGGCGUGGGACGGGUACUUUGUGAAGGCGCUUCAGGAUUUGGAGACGGACGAGGAGAUCGAGGAGUACGUGCGCGAGAACACGGUCAGCUUCUUCCACCCGGUCGCGACGGCGGCGAUGUCGCCUGCCGACGCGGACUGGGGCGUUGUCACGCCGGACCUGCUCGUCAAGGGCGUCAAGGGCCUGCGGAUCGUUGAUGCUAGUGUUGUGCCUAGACUUCCUGCUGCACACACUUCCGCUGCCGUGUACGGUGUGGCGGAGAAGGCAGCAGACAUCAUCAAGGCGGCGUAUCCCGACCUCUUCAAAGCAUGAGUUGUCUUGUUGGAUUUUUUUCUACAGCGUUGUUGUGCAUGUAUACUGUACCCGCUGCUUUACUGGUUCAUGCUGUUGUUCUUCACAUGUUUGCAUGGCUUCAAAAGUGUCCAAUGAGCAGGUGAAGGGAUGACAUGGUAUCCCAGUGGAAGCUUUGAGGUCGAUAUCUUCCUCUGAAAAUUCAUUCCAACCUACGGAUC
Messenger RNA from Schizophyllum commune H4-8, 2417 nucleotides. Its product is annotated as alcohol oxidase. The record is from RefSeq and is a predicted model, not a curated record. NCBI's taxonomy places the organism in Eukaryota, Fungi, Basidiomycota, Agaricomycetes, Agaricales, Schizophyllaceae. Bases 442 to 2217 code for a protein of 591 amino acids. Gene Ontology annotation, molecular function: flavin adenine dinucleotide binding; oxidoreductase activity, acting on CH-OH group of donors. The transcript is spliced from 8 exons.